Messenger RNA from Pseudophryne corroboree (corroboree frog), 714 nucleotides. It is a transcript of the gene MRPS18C, whose product is annotated as mitochondrial ribosomal protein S18C. The record is from RefSeq and is a predicted model, not a curated record. The transcript has 6 exons. Gene Ontology annotation, cellular component: ribosome; mitochondrial small ribosomal subunit. Gene Ontology annotation, biological process: mitochondrial translation. Gene Ontology annotation, molecular function: structural constituent of ribosome; small ribosomal subunit rRNA binding. The coding region runs from base 88 to 672 and encodes 194 amino acids. Lineage: Eukaryota; Metazoa; Chordata; Amphibia; Anura; Myobatrachidae.
CACAAUCUAUUUGGAAUAGAAAAGUGUGGCGAGCGAAGCGGAGCGGAGCGGAGCGAGACACCGAGCCCGAAGCGUGGCGAGCGUCCAAUGCUGCAUAGAAAAAAGAAAUUCCCCAAAACGCACGGAGAACGAAGCAGACAUUUAGGAGCUGUAAGGGCGGAAGUUCUCUCCUGCCCACUCGUUUUGUCACGUCCAGGUCCUUUGCGCGAAGGCAACAUAGACACAACCAGGUCACACAGCAGUAGCAGGGCUGUGCUGUGCUGCAGGAUGCUGCCUGUUUGGUUACUGCGGGGGGCUGUAAUUAGGCGGCAUCUCCCCUCCACUCUGUGCCGCACCUCGGCCACACACAGCAGCACAGUAACCACGCAAAGCAGCCAAAUGGGUCAAGGUGUACAUGAAAAUAUGCCACAGAAAAUAGAAAAUCCUUUUCAAGAACCUCCCAAAAGGUGCAUCUUGUGUGGCAUACCAGUAGAUUAUAAGAACAUACAGCUGCUGUCUCAGUUUGUUUCGCCUCACACCGGUCGUAUAUAUGGAAGACAUAUAACAGGGUUAUGCGGUCUGAAACAAAGAGCAAUCGCAAAGGCCAUUAAAAGAGCCCAUAUUAUGGGAUUUAUGCCAGUCACAUACAAGGACCCUUCAUUUCUCAAAGAUCCUAAGAUUUGUGACGUCUGAAAUAAACAUUAUCUCGUUAAUAAAAUAUUGUUUUGCCAUAAA